Drosophila erecta is the source of this 680-nucleotide messenger RNA. RefSeq names its product protein enabled. The transcript has a single exon. Lineage: Eukaryota; Metazoa; Arthropoda; Insecta; Diptera; Drosophilidae. Bases 1 to 660 code for a protein of 219 amino acids. The record is from RefSeq and is a predicted model, not a curated record.
AUGUCCAGGUUUAUUCACCUCGACGUCCUGGUGGUCAGCCUGAUCAGCUGUUUCGCAUUGAUUGGGGCACAGCAGCAGCAGCCAUCCCACCAGCAGGAGCUUUCGAGAAUACAACUCCGUCCCCCGUGGCUGUUCUCGAUGCCCUGGCGUCCUUUGAUCCUGCCCACAGCUAGCCCUUUGCCUUCGUUGGCGGCGUUGGCUCAACUUAGUCCUGGCUACACGGGUCCGCAGACCUUUCCUCCAGUUCCACAGGAUCAACGACAACACACGCAACAAUAUCAGCAACAGACGCAGCAAUAUCAGCAGCAUCUACAGCAAUACCAACAUGCAUAUCCGCAGCAAUACCAGCAGCCGUCCGUCCUGGUGGGCUUAUUCGCUCCUCAGCUGCAGGCCCAGCCAUUGGCAGCUCCUCCUCCACAGGCGGGUCAUUUUAGCCUGCCCUUCAGGCCCUCCCCCUUCGCCGGUUACUCGGAUGACGCAGAUGUGGAUACAGCCCAGGGGCAGGGACACGCUAUACAGGAGCAAUCGGCCCAGCAGGAACUGCAGGAACCGCCCUACCAUGACCUUGCCUACAAUAAACCAGCGGCGGAGGGAUCCGAGCAGCCAAGGGGCUACGUCUACCUGUCGCCCAGUACUGCCUAUAAUCUCGUGAGAACUUAGGUUACAAGCAAAAGACAUGA